Clunio marinus is the source of this 198-nucleotide messenger RNA. The record is from the annotation of a GenBank genome assembly. NCBI's taxonomy places the organism in Eukaryota, Metazoa, Arthropoda, Insecta, Diptera, Chironomidae.
AUGUUAAAGGAUAAUCGAUUUCAUGUUACAGUACCUAGCUUCGGUUAUAGACAUGUUUCGUAUUCUGCUACUUUAAGCUCAACUACAAUAUACACUCCUUUGGAUAUGUGGUCAUGCGGGUGUAUAAGUCUGCGUUAUAUAUUUCCAAAGAAACCACAAUGCACAACACUUUGGCUUAAGUAUUGCAUGAAGGAAUAA